Juglans regia (Persian walnut) is the source of this 973-nucleotide messenger RNA. RefSeq names its product protein NBR1 homolog. The record is from RefSeq and is a predicted model, not a curated record. Gene Ontology annotation, molecular function: protein binding. NCBI's taxonomy places the organism in Eukaryota, Viridiplantae, Streptophyta, Magnoliopsida, Fagales, Juglandaceae. Bases 152 to 742 code for a protein of 196 amino acids. The transcript has 2 exons.
UUGACUCAUUUGUGCAUGUAUCCUCAUAAACCCUCUACAUUUGUAUUUGUCCGAUCUCUGUUGUAUUUUGUAUUCAGGGCUAACGUUUCGUGGAUUGCGAGUAAUAAUAGUUCCACUUUUCGUCUAACCUGGACGCUGUUUCUUGGCAAUAAUGGAUUAUUAUGACUCCGAGGAUGACAGGGUGGAAAUCAAGGUUAAAUUUGGAGAUACUCUAAAGUGUAUGAAAAUUUAUGAUCAACCCAGGAUGGCUAGUUUGAGGAGGAAAAUCCGUGAUUCAUUUAACAUCCCUGCCAAUGCUGACUUUACCCUGACGUAUACUGAUUUUGAUGGUGAUGUGGUAACAAUUUGUGAUGAUAUUGAUGUGAAUAAGGCGUUGGGACGGGGCAGGAUCUAUGUCAAAUUGAGCAACAACAAAGGUGUUAACUUCUACGAGGCUCAAUCUGGUGGAAGUGGUACUACUUCUACCCAACUAAUUACUUCUCUUCAAGUCCAGCAUCCAUGUCCGAAUAUCAAAACCGAAGUCAUUGCUGAGUGUUUAAAAUCAGUGCCACAACAGAUCUGUGAAGCACUUAAACUACAUGAAGCACUUUUAAAGAUUCCGGAGGAUAUAGUUUCUAAAGCUGCCACUGGUCCUGUUCUUGUUGAGCUUGCUGAUUUUAUAUCAAAGAUCACACAAUCCUACGUCAAUCUGGAUUCGCAAAGUACUCGAUCUCGCCCAGACUCAACAACACAGAAUAAAUAAAAAAUAAAAAAAUAAAAAAAAAAAUACUCAAAAUUAGGCUUUGUUUUUGUAGUUUUGUUUCCUAACUUUGAUUGUAUGGUAGUCUGCAUAGAAUCCAUGAUAAUGAGAUGGACAAGAGGCUGCUGAACAAAAUUAACGAAGGAAGUAUUGAGCAUGAUGUAAUGGAUCUCAUAGUGGGAACGGGAAGAAGGCUUAAGUUGAAGAACCUUUCCCAUAUAAUAUGUAAUUUAU